AUGGAAUUAUUCAGGUCUGAAUUAUACUAUAUAUUUGUAAGAAAUGAAUCAAGUCUUUGGUGGAAUCGACUUACUGGUGCAUUUUCAGUCCGAUCAGCAUGGGAUUUAUCAGAUAUAGAAGACAUAGAGUGUUUGGGCAUUACAGAAGGUAUAAUAGGAAAAGUGGAGCAUACGAACAUUUACGAACCACGAUUAAUGAUAAUAAAAGAAAGUGUGCCUGUUGGCCAAAUCUAUUUUCACCAUACUAUAUACAAAAUCAAAUCGAUAUGCUUUUUGAACAUGGGUGCAACAAAUCAGGAAUUAGAGCUAUGCCCUUGUACGAAACACGGGUCCUCAGCAACUAUGGUUAACAAAUGUGGUAAUAAAAAAAUGGGUGCAAGACUGUUUGAAAAUUCUGCUUUCUUGAAUAAAACAGUUGGGGCAGUUAAAAAUGUUAGUAAUACUAUUAAAACAACUACACAACAAGCAGCCACUCAGGUUAAACAAACUGUUAAAAAGCAAAGAGAUCCCAAAGUAGCUGAACGAUUUGAAAAGCGUUUAACUGAUGAGCUACAUAAGAUAUUUGAUGAUUCAGACAGUUUCUAUUAUUCAAGAACACUUGACAUUACAAACAGCUUACAAAGACAAUAUGAGAUUGAAAAAGUUUUAGAAACAGAGGAAGGAACAGGAAAACCCAUUACUGAUAUAACAAGAUGGUGGAAGUAUGUGGAUGAUAGAUUCUUCUGGAAUAAACAUAUGCUCAAGGAUGUUAUUGCCCUUGAGAGUCCACAAUGUGACCAGUGGGUACUCCCAAUUAUACAAGGAUAUGUCCAUCUGUCACAAAUAGCAGUAGAACCUCCAGAUGCGAACCCUUUGAACACCGAGUCACUAUCCAAUGUUAAUAGCUGUGAUGAGACUUUUACAUUAGGUCUUAUUUCUAGACGAUCUAGAUAUCAAGCUGGGACUAGAUACAAUCGCCGUGGUAUCGAGUCAGGAGGUAAAGUUGCGAACUACGUGGAGACAGAACAAAUUGUGUCCAUUAUAUGUUCCGAUAGCAUUCACAGGGCGUCAUUUGUUCAAGUUCGUGGAUCGGUGCCAAUAUUCUGGAGUCAACCCGAUUACAAGUUCCGACCACCGCCGAGACUUGAUAGAACCGAAGAAGAAUCUCAAGAAGCGUUCAAGAAGCAUUUUGAAGAAGAACUCACAAUGUACAAGCAAGUGUGUAUAGUGAACCUUGUAGAGCAACAAGGCAGGGAGCGGAUUAUAUGGGAAGCGUACAGUAAUCAUGUAUUGAAAUAUAACAGUCCUGAUAUAAUAUACGCUACGUUUGAUUUCCAUGAAUAUUGUCGUGGCAUGCAUUAUGAAAACGUCAGCAUAUUGAUAAACGCGAUAGCCGAUGUGAUUGGCGAGAUGAGAUUCUGUUGGAGGGACGAUCGAGGACUUAUAUGCACUCAGAAUGGCGUUUUUAGAGUCAACUGUAUUGAUUGUUUGGACCGCACUAAUGUUGUUCAGACAGCGAUAGCAAAGUACGUGCUGGAACUGCAACUGUGCAGGCUGGGGCUGGGCACGCCCGGGUGCGGGCUGCCGCCCUCGCUGCGGCAGGCCUUCCUCACCAUGUGGGCGGACAGCGGGGACCUGGUCUCCAGGCAGUACGCCGGGACUAAAGCUUUGAAGGGUGAUUAUACACGGACCGGAGAGAGAAAACUAACAGGAAUGAUGAAAGAUGGCGUGGCCUCUGCUAAUAGAUAUUACCUAUCAACUUUCAAGGACGCUCUCCGCCAAGUUGCCAUAGACGUGAUGACGGGUGAAUCUAGGUCCAUCCCCGAACAACUAAUCGUACCGGACUGCACUAAAUGUACUUCAGUCAAGGUGCUUAUGGUGCAAGAUCAAUCCGCUCCUGACACGGCGGCCAUGGCGCAACACGUUAAGUCGCUAAUCGACGACUGCAAGAAGUUGUUGGUCGAUACAGAACCGGUUUUGGGGUCUUGGGGACUUAUUGAUGCUGAUCCACACACGGGUGACCCACAAGAAACGGAAAUGGAUAGUGUGCUAGUACUCACUAGCGAAGCGUACUACGUAACAGACUACGACGAGACGUCCGACCGCCUGCUGUCGGUGCAACGAGUACCGCUUACCGAUGUCACUUCUGUGGAAUUAGGCACCCUGGAUACAAGUGCUACGAUUUUCAGCGUGGGACGUAAAAGUAACACAGAGCCUGUACACUGUAUAAGAAUAAACUACACGUACAAUAACGAGGCCGGCUACUUCCAUAUGUUCCGGUCCACUUCACUGCGUUUCUUUAACAACAUGGCGGUUGUUAUAAAUACUAAGGAUGAGAUGAUUGAAUCACUGCAUUCUAUUUGCGAAUCCGUUGUUGUGGCUCGCGACGUCGCCAAACUACCGCCUAUACCUUUCCACGAUGGAAUUAAACUGGAAAGAAAAAAAUCAAAGCUGCACCCGGGGCAGGGCGCGGGCGGCGCGGGCGCGCGCUCCUCGCUGUACGUGGACCUGUCGCGCCUGCCCGCGCUCACGCGCAACGUCAGCGAGACGCAGCUCGUGGCGGACAUACGCAGUGUCGGUUCGAAAGCCUUCAAUAAUAUGACGGAACAAUUCAGUAAAUUGAAUAAACUGAGCCACUCUUUAAACGCUAGAGCUAGACCCAGUCUCCAACUGAAAUUCGACCAAAGCGCCUCGCGAACUAAGAAAAUAUUCACCUUAGCUCAAAAUAAAGGAGAUUCCAAAAAGAAAGGUAGUCUCUCAGACGGCAUGAGCUCCGACUACUCAUCAGAUGACGAAAAUAGAACAAACAUUUUCGAACCGACACUAGAUAAUUUUGAACACAUGCAACACUACAUCGGCGAUCAACAAAGAAAAGACGAAAAUGACUGCGAUUUAGUACAAAACCCAUUAUAUUCCUCAAAAAUUGAACCCCACGAAGAAGUAGUUGAAGCAAGCACAUCCGUACAAACGGACAAGCAGACAUUAAAAACGCCAAGUAACAACACCAAAAGGAACCCAUUCAACGAAUCUAUAACGCCAGAAAUACAAGUCGAAUCGGAAAAUUCUAAGCCGAUCCCACCGAAUUCUUUGAUGCUCUCACAAAAACUGUCACAAAGUUCAGGAUACAUAAAUUUCGAUGACCAAAAUGUACCAGGAGUGAAUUUUCAUGUCAGAUCAAAUUCGCAACACGAAAUAACAUUAAAUAUAGCACAAUCACACAGUGAGUCUGCUCUAAGGCAGUUGAAGAACAUAGCAAGCCCGAUGUCUAGUGCUACGAGGGAGAUGGUAUUAUCUCCUUUGUCCAAGCUGGCUAAAGGCGUCCAGACAUUGGGUGCUAACUUAGAUCCAAGAAAGAUAAAGGCUCCGCCAUCGGUGAAACAGAUAUCUGAACAGCAAUAUGAAGAGCAUAAGAAAUUACAAGAGAAAUGGCAGGAUUGCAAUACUCGACUCGUCGCUCUC
Brenthis ino (lesser marbled fritillary) is the source of this 3438-nucleotide messenger RNA. NCBI's taxonomy places the organism in Eukaryota, Metazoa, Arthropoda, Insecta, Lepidoptera, Nymphalidae. The record is from the annotation of a GenBank genome assembly.